ACAGAGGAGGAAGAAAACAACAAAACAAACACGUACACACGCGUGGGGAAGUAAUACCUGAUUUCCAUCUCUUUAUACAGUAUAUAUAACCGAGCGAUUCUGUCAUCUCACCCAGCACAGCUCCACUCUCUGAUCCAGAGUCCAGCAGCUCCUCUCUCUCUGCUUGCAGUCUCCAGUCAAAAUGAACACAGCGAUGAAAAUGAGCGCUCUGCUGAUCCUCGUGCUGCUCGGCUCUCUGGAGCUUGUCUCUUCUGCUGAGAGCGCUAACGAAGGGGCGGUCUGCUGCACAAGCUAUGCAACAAAGAAGAUCCCACUAGCAAUGGUGGUCUCCUGGCAUAAAACCAGCAGCAGCUGUGCCAAAGCAGCCUAUGUGUUUGUUACCAAACGCGGAAAGCGCAUAUGUGUGGAUCCUACUGAUGGUUGGGUGAGGAGCCACGCAGCUCGGGUGGACAGCAGGUCAGCCACCACUGUAGCGCCAGGAACCAGCGAGAUGAACACUAAAGCCUAAGGACAGCCCUAACACCCCAGCGGGCUGUCAAUCUGUACGAAGACUUCCUGUUGGACACUGCGAUGGGACACACAAGAACAUAAGAGAGGAAUGUGUCUAAUCUGAUAUCCCUGGAUUUCAUUCAUGCAAUAUUGUCUGUUCUUUUCCUGUUCAUAAUGCAUUGUUUCUUUUCCUACAUUCAUUUUUCUGUUUUAUAAGUACAUCAUUUUUUUCCAGGAAACUUAUUAAAUGCUUUUGUAACAAACUUUGUUUCUUGUUUAAAGUUUUUUAAUUAUUCCUGCUAAAAUUCACAAAGCAGGAAAAAAAUCCUUACAGUACAGCAACUUUACUAAACAUUGCAACAUGUGCAUGUUUGUUGCACGUCACAAACUAAGAUCUAAGAUAAAGUGUACUUACAGCAAACAUUUGCCAGUUCAAUGUUCAGCUCAAAUUGCUGAUUUGUUUUAGAUUGUGUUCAAACAAGGAUGUGACUUAUGCCUGGAGAAAAGUCAUAAGUCACAUGAAUUUUAGCAAUGAAAUUUAGCACUUUUUGGUAAUUUGCUAUAAAAGGUGACUGCUGCACCAUCCAGUAACAAUUUUGUAUCAGUUUAAUAUCAUCAUUUUUAAAUAUUACAAUAAAACUAAAUGCCAGUAUUCAUAUGAUUUGUA
This is a messenger RNA of Anguilla anguilla (European eel), 1156 nucleotides long. Its product is annotated as C-C motif chemokine 4-like. Gene Ontology annotation, cellular component: extracellular region. Gene Ontology annotation, molecular function: CCR chemokine receptor binding; chemokine activity. Gene Ontology annotation, biological process: positive regulation of ERK1 and ERK2 cascade; cellular response to tumor necrosis factor; chemokine-mediated signaling pathway. The coding region runs from base 182 to 508 and encodes 108 amino acids. Lineage: Eukaryota; Metazoa; Chordata; Actinopteri; Anguilliformes; Anguillidae. The transcript has 3 exons. The record is from RefSeq and is a predicted model, not a curated record.